Messenger RNA from Nylanderia fulva, 968 nucleotides. Lineage: Eukaryota; Metazoa; Arthropoda; Insecta; Hymenoptera; Formicidae. The record is from RefSeq and is a predicted model, not a curated record.
ACAAGAAAAUAAAUCUCCCGUCAUUGGAAGAUAUUAAAAAAUUACACACACAUUUGGCGAAAAUAAGAACUGAAGCAUAUACAGCAUUAAAUGAGUCCUUUUCAUAUGAGAAGUGGAUUUCUUUAGCAGAAGUAACAUUAACUUCAACACAUGUCUUUAAUAGACGACGAGCAGGAGAAAUUGAGCGAGCAUUAAUAGAAGAUUUUGAAAAUUAUGAAAAAGUAAAUAAAAAUAUGUACAGUGAUAUUUAUAAAUCAUUGUCAAUGGAAGAUAGAAAAAUUGCAGAGAAAUAUGUCCGAUUUUGCAUCAGAGGAAAACUAGGACGCACAGUGCCUGUUUUAUUACCGAAUGAGCUCUUUGAUUGUAUCACUUUAAUCUUAAAAUAUCGUGAAGAGGCUAAUGUAUUAAAGAAAAACCCUUAUAUUUUUGGACUACCUGCUGUCGACAAAAAUAGACACCGAUACCUGAGGGCCUGUGUUUUAAUGCGUAAAUUUGCCCAACAAUGUAACGCAAGUCAAUCAACUACUUUGCGCGGUACAACAUUAAGAAAACAUAUAGCAACACACUGCAUUCAAUUUAAUCUGAAUGAUACUGAUGUUUCGGAUCUUGCCACAUUUAUGGGUCAUGCUGAUAAAAUACAUAGAGAUCAUUAUAGGCAACCAAUAGCAAGCAGAGAUAUACUGAAAAUCUCCCGCUAUUUAGAAGCAGUAUCGGAAGGAAAUGCACAAAAUACGAAUAAUGAAUCGAUAUCGGACAGUGAUUCUGAAAUAGAAGAUAACAUAAUUGACGUUAACAACAAUAAUACUGGCGAAAUAAAUAUUUCAUUAUGUGAGACAUCAAAUCAUUCCAGAAAUUCUGACAAGCAAACGGAUGAACAAGGUGGAAAACGGAAACGUAGUACAUCUCCUUAUGGAAAAACAAAAGAGUACGAUGGACAGAAAAUGAGAGAAGCAAGAUUCAAGAAGUAA